Linderina pennispora is the source of this 967-nucleotide messenger RNA. RefSeq lists its product as uncharacterized. The record is from RefSeq and is a predicted model, not a curated record. The coding region runs from base 156 to 842 and encodes 228 amino acids. The transcript has a single exon. NCBI's taxonomy places the organism in Eukaryota, Fungi, Kickxellomycota, Kickxellomycetes, Kickxellales, Kickxellaceae.
GGCCGGAUGUCGAAGCGCUCCUGGCUUCGGCAUCCGCCCUGACUCAGCCAUUGCUGCCCCUUCGACGGCGCGCCACUAGCGUGCGACCUGUUCGGCCCUGUGCUGACCCACCGGCUGCUGUGCCUGACCAGCCGCUCACCGAGCUGCAGUUCCUAAUGGCCCCUCCCCUCACUCCCUCUGCUGGCCAGCUGGUCGCCGACAAGAGCCCCAGCCCUUCGGCCACCAUUGUCGAAGAGCAUGAUGAGGUGGGCCACUGCAAGCACUUCACCAUGCAUGAGUCGCAGAUCCCGGCCUGGCUUGAUAAGGAGCAGAAGGUAGGGAACUUCCGGUUUGUCCAGUGCGGCGGCAAGAAGAAGCGCGUGCGCGGAUGGUACUGCAAGUACGUGUGCCAUUGCUACGGCCGCCCUGAAAUCAAGGCCAAAGAUAAAAUUGCAGUGCUGGAGGGCCGGGUUGCAAAGAACACGAGGAAGUCAAAGAAGGUCGGGUGUCCGUGCGCCGCCUAUGUGACCUGCGAUAUCGAUGGGACCGCCACCAUCCGCUACUUCCCGAUGCACCAUGGCCACGAGCUGACCAAGAAGAGCGCCAGGAAACACAGCAGACGUGUGGCCAGAAACAGCUCGUCGGAAUCCUCGUCAACCACGCUGCCGACCGAGCCCCUGAGCCCGUCCAGUACACGCCAAUUCCCGACACGCCGCUCAUCUCAUAUACGAGCAUGGCCUCGUCGGCCAGCACGCACAUUGCCGGGGCCGGAGCGCUGGCAAGUGCUGGCGAGCUGUCCAAACUGUAUGCGCAGGACAUACAGAUUGCGCCUGCCCCGGCGCCCUACGCAACCACCGGCCUGACUCAGUGGAUGGCGCUGUGGAAGACUCUUGGCCAUCUGCCGUUUGUCGAAACAGAGCCAUUCUCGUUUGGCUUUGUGCGUGCGCAGGCAGCAUCGUGCCUUCCAUCGCCAACAGACCACUGCCGU